AAGUCCACCUGCUUAUUUCCUGGAUAUUCUGCAUUACCGGUUCUAGUGUAGCUAUGACUGCUCGGAGCAGAGGAGCUUGUUUGGUUACAUGAUCACACCUUCUCACUUUAGUCUCGUACAGUGGACAGGAAUGCAGCAUGGUGUAUCUGCAGAGAGAAAGCCUUGGGUUUCCAACUGAUUUUUGCUUAAAACCAUGAAUGUUAGUUCAGCCAGACCUGAAGUCGUAACACCAAGGGACACCAAGAGACAUACCGCUACAAUUCCCAACAUCUUGGAGCGCACAACCUCUGUAAGGCAGUAGAAAGCAUGGACAUUAAAGAGGACGAGCUGGAUUCGGACACAUCUGGAUGGUGGAAGGUAAAGCAGUUUAUGGAGAAGUUUGGUAAAAAAGCAGAAAUUCACUUUAUAAAUCUGAAUAACUGUGGUCUGACUGCUGCUGGCAUAAAAGAGCUGGGUUCAUUGAUGUCAUUUCUCCCAGAUGUUGAAGAAAUCGAUCUUUCUUGGAAUGAGUUGGUUGGUGGAGCUAUGAUGAUGCUCACCCCACACCUCUGCCAUGUCAGUAGACUGAGAAUAUUGAACUUAAGUAACUGUGGUCUAACAGCGGAUGAUGCUGGUGCUUUAGGAGAAGCACUACAACAUAUUCCUAAUUUGCAAGACCUGGAUUUAUCAUGGAACAGUCAUCUUGGAGGAGCCUUAUCCAGACUCACCCAGCACUUCUCAAGCAAUUGUGAAUUAAAAUCAUUAAAUUUAACAGAGUGUAGCCUUCAAGCAGAGGAUGGUGAUUCCCUAGCACGGGCUUUUAGCAAGAUGGCAAGAAUGGAAGUUUUGGAACUUUCAGAAAACAAGGAGCUUGGACUUGCAAUGAAGAACAUUACCGAAGAACUAAAAAACUGCUCCUGCUUGUGUGUUUUAAAACUGCGCUCUACUGGCCUAGGGCAGGACAGCAUCAAGUAUCUGAGUUCUGCAUUUCAGUAUUGGCCUUACUUGAGAAAAUUGGAUCUAUCAUGCAAUAAGGCAACAGGGGGUGGAUUCCGUGAGGCUGCGGCUCGUCUGACGGCCUUCAAACGACUGGAACUACUAGACAUUCAUCAAUGCUGCCUUUCCAAGGAUGAUGUUACAGCACUGACCCAGGUCAUACCUCUUCUUUCCAACCUUCAGACUUUGGAUCUGUCAUCCAACAAAAGCAUAGGACUUACUUCUGAACAUCUAUUCAGCCGACUACGUUUUUUGCCUAAAUUAAAAUCCGUGAAUAUCAGCAAAUGCACAUUAAAGAAAGAAUCCUUUGCAGGACUGGCUGAAGCCUCGCAUUAUCUGAUGGACCUUCAGAUGCUGGACCUUUCCUGGAAUAAAUGUGUUGGAGGAAACCUGAAACUGCUUUCGGAAACUCUGAAGAAUGCAACGGGUCUACAAAGCCUCCUUCUGAGCAGCUGCAAUUUGGUGGCACAGGACCUGGCAGUUCUAGCCUCAGCAGCACAAAAUGGUAAUCUGGAAAGACUGGAGCAGCUGGACAUUGCCUACAAUGACACAGUGCCUGAUGAGGGGUGGUCUUUGUUCUUUGAAAGUCUGUCCGCCCUGAAGAACAUUGUUGAAUUAGAUAUUAGCCUCAGACCUGCUUCCUCCCGUGAAUGUGGACCAUGGUUCAUUCAUUUGCUAUCCAACGUGGUUAAGCUACCAAAGCUGAAGGAACUGGGACUGCAACGCUGGGCGCUGUCUACAGCCGAGCGUCAGCAGCUGAGCCGUAUACAAAUGGAGGUUAAGAUCAAUAUACACCAGGACUAAUCUUUCACAUAUACAUGGACAUCAUGAGUUUCAAAAGCUUUAGUGGGAACCACCUUUAAAGGGAUUGCCCCGCUUCAGCGAAUGGCAUUUAUCAUAUAGAGAAAGUUAAUACAAGGCACUUACUAAUGUUGUGAUUAUCCAUAUUGCUUCCUUUGCUUGCUUGAUUCAUUUUUCUAUCGCAUUAUACACUGCUCGUUUCCGUGGUUACGACCCUGCAAUCCUGCAACGGGCUUGUACACUAUAGGAAAAAGCACUGGCCUUUGUGCACUCCCACAGUCCCAGCCUCCAUAGAGGCCAGCGCUUUUUCCUAUAGUGUGCAAGCACAGCCACCGAUGCAGGAUUGCAGG
Molecule: messenger RNA, 2126 nt
Organism: Bufo gargarizans (Asiatic toad)
Lineage: Eukaryota; Metazoa; Chordata; Amphibia; Anura; Bufonidae
Gene: LRRC31
Product: leucine rich repeat containing 31
Exons: 9
Coding region: 307-1779 (490 amino acids)
Molecular function (GO): protein binding
Source: RefSeq, a predicted model, not a curated record